This is a messenger RNA of Emericellopsis cladophorae, 519 nucleotides long. RefSeq lists its product as uncharacterized. The record is from RefSeq and is a predicted model, not a curated record. NCBI's taxonomy places the organism in Eukaryota, Fungi, Ascomycota, Sordariomycetes, Hypocreales, Bionectriaceae. The transcript is spliced from 2 exons. The coding region runs from base 1 to 519 and encodes 172 amino acids.
AUGCCUUCUUUCACUACCGUUGUCGCCGCCCUCGCCGGUUGCUCUGCCAUCGUUGACGGUGCUGCCCUCCCCGCCAAUAUUCAGAAUGGUCUUACUACCACCACCCUCCAGACCCGGGACAACAUCCUCAGCAAGCGUGAGCCCGUCACUGUUGCUAUUCUGACCGCGGCUGGUACCGCGGCAGUCAGUGCCAUCGUCAGUCAGGCCGUUACCGCCGCCGCCUCCUUCAUCGGUGACAUCGCCAGCUUCGACUCUGGUCGUGAGGCCUUCACCAAGCAGACCACCGACGAGAUGAUGGCCAGGAACCUUGACCCUGAGCGUUUCCAGGCUGCUGCUUGCUACAACAGGGGCUUCUCUGUCGCCGAUACUGCCAAUAUUGAUGGGCAGUCUUCGAUUAAGUUCAGUCAGGGAAUCCUCAACACUGACUACGAGUGCAUGUACAUUGCCGCUCCUAACCAGUUCUUCACUGAGGGCGACGGUGGCUUUAUCAACGAGACCGCAGAUCUCACUUGCCUCUAA